AUGGCCGACGUACCGCAGUCACCGUCGAAGAGGCGGAUAGGGCCUGAUCAAGGCUUAUGCUCUUCUUCAAAGCGGUCGAGACUAGAAACUGGCACAUGGGCUCUCCGUAAUGAGAGCCAAUUGAGUGAAUCAAAUAGCGAUCACAGAAAUUCAGACGUCAACUCAGCUACCAAAGAGCCCGAACUAGCAACUCGUUCGGAGAUAGCUUCUGAGGGCUCUUCGCCCGAGUUAUCAGACUCGGAUCCAACAUCACCAUCUGCUUCUUCGGGGGACUCGGAUUCUGAGUCCGAAUAUGAGAGUUCGGAUGAAGAGCCAUCUGACGAUGAUGAACAGAUGCAUAACCAAACGAUUCACAUACCUUCAAGGCCUUCUGCCAAUAUUCCAAACAAUUCCGCCCUACGUGCUAGGCUUGCAAGUUUUAUACCGUCUCUGAAAGCCGCGAAUGAAGAUCUUGAGCGAGAAAUUGCAGCUGGAAAGACGAUGACCCUUGAAGUAGACAACGCAGAUAAAGGGAAGGGUCAAUAUAUUGAAAUGAACCUUGGUUUGGGCGUGCUUCAAGAAGGGGAAGAUGAUCAUAUUAGUGAAGGCUCAGAAAGUGGUGACUGCGCCGAAAAGAACACAAAACAGGAGAAAAAUAUUAUUGACAAACUUAUGGGAAAGAAAUCUGUUCCCAGAAAACCGAAUAUUGAAGAGGUAGACUCUUGA
This is a messenger RNA of Microsporum canis CBS 113480, 705 nucleotides long. RefSeq lists its product as hypothetical. The transcript has 2 exons. The record is from RefSeq and is a predicted model, not a curated record. Lineage: Eukaryota; Fungi; Ascomycota; Eurotiomycetes; Onygenales; Arthrodermataceae. Bases 1 to 705 code for a protein of 234 amino acids. Gene Ontology annotation, biological process: box C/D snoRNP assembly.